GUCUGAAUUGAAUGUAUACCGACAGCUAAAAAUACUUCGAUUUUGCAGCUGCACGGAGCUAAAUGUCUAAAAGAGCCCGGAUUCUUCCAUUCUAGUCUAGAGAUGCUUGAGUUUUUUGACGGUGAAUCUCUAUAUAACCAGCAAGAGGGACUUCCUACCUAUCCAUUAGGCACCGCUCCUUCCAAAUUGAGGAAUUUAAAUACCUAGCACCCAUUUCCAAUUUCUCCCACGAUCUUCACCACAAAGACAAGAUGGUUCUUCCCAGCGAACAACAACCUCUCCAAGGAGACAACUCUCUUUCCUAUACGCCCCAACGCUUCUUCUCAACAGCAGACUUCACCUCCGAAGAGGAGUUUUGUAACCACGCACUGGAGGCAGUUACUUCUGCGAGACACCACCAAGAGGUUGUAUACACCCAGGUUCCACUGGCCUGGGGAGAGGCUGCUUUCAAGUAUCUCGACGAGAAAGCUUCUUCUAGAAAACAUUACAACGUAGUCACCCGCACUUUCUGGAUUAGGAUCAUGCCUACUGAACUUCACGAUUGUCACCAGAUAUGGGUGAGAGACGAGAUGGUUCAGUGGCUACUUUGGGGUCUCUUGACCCCUAACGAAAUCCUUUACCAGCGAACCCGUGUCGGAACUACAAUCGAGUUUCAGUAUGCCCCUUAUGCCGGUUCUCGCAAAGAACCAGAUCUUCUGCUGCGUCCCGAUAAUCAGAGACUUCCUGUUCUUGUUAUCGAGUCAGGAUGGUCCGAAUCUAUUCCUCGGCUUAUGGAUGACAUGAAUCUUUGGCUGGUUGGGGGGAAUGGAACAGUGAAGAUGGCCAUUAUUCUCAAGUGGGAAACUAUCAGCAACACCAAUCAGGUCCGUGGAUUCGCCGAGGUCUACACUCUCGAUUCCAACGGGAUUCCCAUCAUGAGCCAGAGGGAGUCGAUCUUCCCAGUUCCCCCUAACGCGCAAGCGCAGGAGAUCAGACUGACCAAGCGUAUGCUUUUUGGUAACGCGGCCUCUCCUGGCAUGAACCCCAACAUCAAUUUGCCUCUGAAAUUGGAUCGCCUCAGGGUGGUAGCAAGGGAUGCGUUAUCCUUGAUGGGUCUUGUGCCGGCGUGAUCUACGGCCGGGUCGUUGCGCAUUUGGGGCAGGUGUGGAAUAUUUAGCUAUAUUAUUAAUUAGAAUGAAUCAACUAUAGAUAUAGUAGCCCAGAAUAUACUCGGAGGAGCCGAGACGGGCGAUAUAUUCCUUGAAAGGGUAAA
Molecule: messenger RNA, 1252 nt
Organism: Paecilomyces variotii
Lineage: Eukaryota; Fungi; Ascomycota; Eurotiomycetes; Eurotiales; Thermoascaceae
Exons: 3
Coding region: 252-1109 (285 amino acids)
Source: RefSeq, a predicted model, not a curated record